AUGAUUAACCGAAACGAGGAACACAGAGAAAAUUACAUCGGAGACUAUUGCGUGGAUAGCAACGAGUGUGUGACUGUUAAUUCGGAAUGUCGGACAGGGAUUUGCCAGUGUAUACCUGGAUAUAGUUUCUCCCCCAAAACACACGAAUGUAAAGGAGAAAAUUACAUCGGAGACUCUUGCGUGGAUAGUAACGAGUGUGUGACUGUUAAUUCGGAAUGUCGGACAGGGAUAUGCCAGUGUAUACCUGGAUAUAGUUUCUCCCCCAAAACACACGAAUGUAAAGAAUGUACAAACUAUGGAAACGACUAUUGGGAAAUCAUGGAUCAUUAUAUCAGCAAGAAAAAUCUGGAGACUUUAGAUGGCGUAACUUUACAAGAGUGUUUUAACCUUUGUAAUUCACGCACGGAAUGUACGUGCGUUUCAUUGGAGUACGGACGAGCUACGCAAGUGUGUUAUUUGGCAAACAUUACCGUUUUACAUUACCCGGAACGUUGGUAUCACGAUUCAGUUCAAACUUUUGAGAUCGCUUACUAUCAAAGAGAUUGUGAGUAACUCGAUAUAUAUCACAAAAUAUAGUUUGCAUGCAAGAUAUGGAACACAAUAUCGUUUUCCCUUAUCAGGAAUAUCAUUUUAUUUAUCCUUAUAUCUUCAAUUGCAGCGAAUAGGUCCUUCACGAUACCCCUUACAAAGUUAUCCAAUACAGCAAUGCUAUGGCAUAUCUAUAAAGUCAUCAAUCUCGGACAUUGACUAAUAUAGCAUUAAUUACCUAUUCCUGCCAGCGAUGGCACAAAGUCAAUAAAAACAGGUUUAUCUUUGUAGGAAGAUAGUUCGAAAAAGGACGCUUUCAAAUAGGGCAUGCAAACGGCUAUAUGAAAUAUGUUGAAAUUGUUUGCGUAUUUUCUGAUUGUUUCAUGUGUUUAGUACUUCACUUAAAACCACUUUUAACAGAUUACCAAUU
Molecule: messenger RNA, 958 nt
Organism: Ruditapes philippinarum (Manila clam)
Lineage: Eukaryota; Metazoa; Mollusca; Bivalvia; Venerida; Veneridae
Product: fibrillin-2-like
Exons: 4
Coding region: 1-552 (183 amino acids)
Source: RefSeq, a predicted model, not a curated record